Alosa sapidissima (American shad) is the source of this 4963-nucleotide messenger RNA. RefSeq names its product zinc finger protein GLI2-like. Gene Ontology annotation, biological process: regulation of transcription by RNA polymerase II; smoothened signaling pathway. Gene Ontology annotation, cellular component: nucleus. The record is from RefSeq and is a predicted model, not a curated record. Lineage: Eukaryota; Metazoa; Chordata; Actinopteri; Clupeiformes; Clupeidae. Gene Ontology annotation, molecular function: RNA polymerase II cis-regulatory region sequence-specific DNA binding; DNA-binding transcription factor activity, RNA polymerase II-specific.
UGUAGUGUUUUGGAUAAAAAGCCUCAUCUGAGUGAGGGAAAGUAAAUGAGUGAACGUGUUUGUUUGUGUUUGUGUUUGUGUCACCUGCAGCACAUCAACAACGAGCACAUCCACGGGGAGAAGAAGGAGUUUGUGUGCCGCUGGGAGGAGUGUUCUCGCGAGCAGAAGCUUAAGGCCCAGUACAUGCUGGUGGUGCACAUGAGACGCCACACGGGAGAGAAACCACACAAGUGCACAUUUGAGGGCUGUGCAAAGGCCUACUCCCGUCUGGAGAAUCUGAAGACCCACCUGCGCUCCCACACCGGUGAGAAGCCCUACGUGUGUGAGCACGAGGGCUGCAACAAGGCCUUCUCCAACGCCUCGGACCGCGCCAAGCACCAGAACCGCACGCAUUCCAACGAGAAACCGUACGUGUGCAAGAUCCCGGGAUGCACGAAGCGCUACACUGACCCCAGCUCCCUGAGGAAGCACGUCAAGACCGUCCACGGCCCCGACGCCCACGUCACCAAGAAGCAGAGGGGAGAUGUCCCUCCCAAGGGUCAGCCGCCUAAGGGCAACGGCGAGAACGAGGGGGGCAAUCGAGGUGGACGGGGGCCAGACGGGGUGAUAGAAGCCAACAGCACCACCAAAGGAAUGGAGGACUGCCUGCAGGUCAAGUCCAUCAAAACUGAGAACUCUGUGAUGUAUCAGCCCAGUCCUGGCGGGCACUCGUCCUGCAGCAGCGAGCCGUCGCCGCUGGGCAGUGCCACCAACCAUGACAGUGGAGUAGAGAUGGCCCUGCACAGCAGCGGGGGCAGCCUGGGCGACCUGAGCGCCCUGGACGAGGCCGCCCCCAUGGCCGCCGACUCCACCGGCUCCCCAGGUGGCGCUGUGACGGCCGGUGGCGUGGGCGUGGGCCUGCGGCGGAGCCGUGUGGUGCCCUGCGGGGGAGGGGGAGGGGGCGGGGGCGGGGGCGGAGGAUCACUGCUGCGGCUGGACCAGCUGAAGCAGGAGAAGCUGAAAGGCGUCAGGGACUCGUGCUCCUGGGGGAAACCGCCGGCCGGACCGCAGACGCAGGGACGCAACACCAAACUACCUCCCAUCCCGGCUGUCGGCUCCCUUAUUGAGGGUCCGAAUAUGGGCUACCCCGGCUCCCUGCCCAGCCCCCGCAUUGGUGGCGGCGGUGAUCUGAUCACGUGUGAGGUGACGCUGCUGAACCAGCUGAACAACGAGCGUCGGGACAGCACGUCCAGCACGAUGAGCUCGGCCUACACGCUGAGCCGCCGCUCGUCCGGCAUCUCGCCCUGCUACUCCAGCCGCCGCUCCAGCGAGGCCUCGCAGUUCGGCAGUGGCAGCGGCAGCGGACUGGGCGGCCACCGGCACAACAACAACAUCAGCGCCGCGUCGUACGACUCCUACGACCCCAUCUCCACCGACCUGUCCAGACGGUCCAGCGAGGCCAGCCACUGCGGAGGCCAGGGAGGAGGAGGUGGAGGGAUGGGCCUCACGCCGGCGCAGCAUUACCGGCUAAAGGCCAAGUACGCGGCGGCCACCGGGGGCGCCCCUCCGACCCCGCUGCCCAACAUGGAGCGCAUGAGCCUGCGGACGCGCAUGGCGCUCUACGGCGACUCCCAGGACAGGGAGGGCGCGGGGCACCAGUUCCACACGUCGGGCAUGUCCAGGCGAUGCAGCGACACCGGGUACGGCGCUCCGGGCAUGAUGCCCCACGAGGUGCCCAACAGUCUUCCACGCCGCGCCAGCGACCCCGUCCGGCGGCCCGUUCAGGACCCGCUCUCGUUGCCGCGGGUGCAGCGCUACAACAGCGUGAGCACCAUGAACGUCUCGCGACUGACCGCCGCCGACCGACGCGGCUUCGGCGGGGGUGGCCUUGCCGGCGGCAACACCUGGUCGGACGGCAGCCUGCACCGCCACCACUUCGUCCAGCGCCCGCCCAGCAUCUCGGAGAACGUCGUCAUGGAGACGAUGGCACUGGACCAGGCCGAUGACGACAUUGUGCUUCCGGACGACGUGGUCCAGUACCUCAGGUCCCAGAACGGCAGCUCGACUCAGGACGCGCUGGCCGGUAACUACCCUGGCGGCGGAGGCCAAUCACAGGACUUCCAGAGCAACAUGACAGUCCAGCAGCAGCACCAGCCCCAGCAGCAGCAGUUCUAUGGGCAAAGGCGCAUGGCCAUGAUAGACGCUAGCAUGACUCCUCCAGCUAACGGUCAGGCGAUGGUGUCCUCUCAGUUCAGUCCCCGGCCCCAGCAGCCGUUUGCCGCUUUGCCCGGCGGCAACAAGAGCAGCAUGCCCGUGCAGUGGAACGAGGUCAGCUCAGGGACCAUAGACUCCAUGGAGAGGGUUCCUAAGCAACAGCAGCAACAACAACAACAACAACAACAGCAGCAGCAGCAGCUACAGAUCCUCCGCAGCAACCUGGCCGUGGUCCAGCAGAAGCAAGCGUUCGGUGGCCACCCCCACCACCAGAGCUUCCAGGGCUCCAACCAGCAGAUCGUCCACAUGAGCCAGAGCCUGGCGUCCAUGCAGCAGCAGCAGGCCAUGCAGAGGGGCAUCCAGCGGAUGACCGCCCACCAGCAACAGCAGCAGCAGCACAGGGUGCCCUCCUCGUCCACCAACCCAUUGGCAAUGCAGUCCGACGCUUUGACAGGGAGUGCAGCCAACCAACACGGGCUGUUCGGCAAUGCUGCCCUUCCGAAUGGCAGAGCAGCGCCAAUGGCAACGACGCCGCAGCAAAAUCCCGAUGUGCCACAGCAGCAGCAAUACCGGACGAACUCGUCGUACAUGAAUGGCACCGGGCAGCAGAGUUUUGCCGUUCCGUCGUCUCAGAUGACCGCUCAGAACGGAAACCGGGUUCUGAUGAACCCGCGGCCUCCUGCAGAACCCAGACCCUCGGCCAGACAGCAGCAGCAGCAGCAUGCUGGCCUGAUCUCCAUGCAGCCCAGCGGGUUCCUUCAGGCCAACUACGGAACCUCAGAAGCCAGCCCCAAGAGAACCGACAGCAGAGGUCACCAGGAGAGCGGAAACAACAGCAUCAGCAGAAACAAUCACGCCAACGGUGGCGGCGCAUUCUACUCAGGCGAGAUCCACGUGCUCGAUUCCAGCGUCGGCUUCGAAGUGCCCAUGUCCCCCUGCGCCAACCAGGACCUGGGCACCAACGCGGCCACCAUGGCCUCCCCGGGGGUCAACCAGGUCACCAGCACCGUGGACUCACAGCCUCCCGCGGUGUCCGAGCACGCUCAGAUCGACUUUGACGCCAUGCUGGACGACGGCGACCACUCCAGCCUCAUGUCGGGCACGCUCAGUCCAGGCCUCCUCCAGAGCCUGUCCCAGAAUUCAUCGCGACUGAACACGCCGCGCAACUCUGUGACGCUGGCCUCUGUGCCCUCGGGCAUCGGGAACAUGGCGAUCGGAGACAUGAGCUCGAUGCUGACGGCUCUCGCAGAGGAGAGCAAGUUCCUCAACUUAAUGGCUUAAGGACAAAUGGGUUGGUUUGCCAUUGCCAUAACAUCAGGAAAACACAAUGUAUGUGUGUGCUUGUUUUUGUUUUGUUGUUGUUUUUUUGUUUUUGUUUUUGUAUUUUAGUGGAUGUGCAUACUGUACGAGUGUGCUUUUGAAAUCUGUUCUCUGUUGGUUGAAAAGGAACAUGCUGAAAUGAUGAAAGACACCUGUUUGCACCAAAGGUCGGUGCCCCAGGGGACACAGUCUUUUUGUUAAAAAAAAAAACAAAAAAAACAUUCAAGUUAAGAAAUAAGCACUGAUUUGUACUACAAAAACAACUGAAUCGCUUUACAACUGGCAAUAAGUUAAAAAAAAAAAAAAUCUCUAAAGCUUGCAAUUAUAAAACAUAGUAUACAUUUUAUACAUUUGAUGAUGAAAUGUUGAUAAGGAGAAGUGUCAUUCAUUUAUCCUGUUUACCCAAAAGCCAUAGUCAAUGAAUCUUUGUAAGUCACAGCCCAGUAUUUCCUAGCGGCUUCCUCUUUAGUGGUGCAUUGAAAAUGGUUCACUAAGUGCCUUACAGCUCAGAACCAGUGUGACCUAAACUCAGACAUUUACAUUAAUCAUGUUGCCAGUUUGAGUACAUGGCAAACAAAUACUUUAAAGUAUUAUUCUCGACUUAAACAUAUUGUUUAUAGUAUAACUGUAUGGUACAGUACACACUUUAAAUUAUCUUAACGACUUGAUUACUAUGUGUUUUUUUUUCUCCUCUCGUUAAGUGUAUAAGACAAUGCUGUUCCAUUUGUUUUUUUUAUUACACAGAGGGUACUGAACUGUUGAAUUCCGGUCCUUAAUUGUGACUCUUUCUAUGGACUUGGUGAAUGUUGAAUACACACAGACAGAGAGAGAGAGAGAGAGAGAGAGAGAGAGAGAGAUGGAGGUGGGAUAUCCUUCAAGUGUCCUACAGGGGGAUGGAUCUCGCUGUGCACUUGUCUCGUCAGCUCAUGUGAUUGAAAAGGUCGGACGGAGGAACGGCUCAUCUGUGUGUGUGUGUGUGUGAACAUCUGCAGAGACCUGACAGCUCUGAGAUGCCACCCCCCAACACACACACGCACACACCCACCCACACACAGAGAGAGAGACACCCCUCUGGAGAGACACCCCUCUUUAAAAAAAGGAAUAUGCAAGUACUUUUGGGUGCUCUCCAUGGAGACAGUGCAGCCUCCCAAUUAGCAGGAGCAUCCCCCUCUGGACUGGAGUUGGGUGGGGGUGCACCUCUGAGGCCUACCAAAAAAAGUCUGCGGCCUUUCAUGUUUUGGCUGGGGUCAGAGAAACUAAGGGGACAUAGAGAAUAUCCCCUACCCAUCAACGAAAGACAGUACAAACUCUACAUUUGAUUGUUUGAAUUAAAAACAGCCUUUUGUAUUCUGCCGUUUACUUGUGCAAAGUCUGUCUUGUUGUGUGAGAGUGUGUUGGAGUGUAUGAGCUGCAGCUUUUGUACAUUUUAAAUACAGUAUCUUAAGUUGUU